Molecule: messenger RNA, 2395 nt
Organism: Nicotiana attenuata
Lineage: Eukaryota; Viridiplantae; Streptophyta; Magnoliopsida; Solanales; Solanaceae
Product: internal alternative NAD(P)H-ubiquinone oxidoreductase A2, mitochondrial-like
Exons: 9
Coding region: 409-2052 (547 amino acids)
Molecular function (GO): NADH dehydrogenase activity
Source: RefSeq, a predicted model, not a curated record
AACCGCCUCUUUCGUUUUGCCUUCCGCAUAUCCAGCAUGCUUUAUAUUAUUACUAGAAACUAGUACACCCUUCAUAUACAUUUGCAGCAGAAUUAGAAUAUUAUUUUAUAGCAGCAAAACACUUGCUUUUCUGAUCAUUCAGACCCCAUCUUCUUACAUUAAUUUUUUUUUUUUGCAUGUGGAGGUGUGAGAAUUGUAACUAGAGUUUCUUGCUGCUCAAGGUUUUGUUUAUAAAAAUAUAGAAUAAAAAGGGUGGCUCCUUUAAUUCUUUGUUACUGUUAAACUCCAGAUAUCCUGGACAGCUGCUCAACAAAUCUUUGCUUUCUUCUUCAUCAUUGAACUCCCAAAGUGUGAUUCUUAAAGGUUGCAUACCGAAGAAUAUCAGCUGUGGUAAGUCGUGCACUGGACAUGGCAUUGGUGAGGGCUGCAAGGAGUAGCUUAAGGCGCUCCGGAGGUGCAGUUGGAAUCUAUGCCAGUGAAAGAAAUAAAUUCUGUGAAGGCAUUUCAUCAUUGAGUCAUCCCGCAUCUAUUUCUGAAAAUGCUGUAGCAGGUUUCAAUUCAUCAUACAUUCCAAGCAUACAGAGGAUAAAUGAAAUAAGUCUUGGGAAAAGAGGAGUGAAGUUUACCCCUCAAUAUCAGUUUUCACAUGCACAAGCUCAAGUGGUUGAGGAUUCUGAUUCAGAGCAUGAAAGCUUAAAGUGUCCUAGCCUUGAAGCAACAAAACCAGGCGAAAAGCCUAGAGUUGUUGUUCUUGGCUCUGGUUGGGCUGCUUGCAGGUUCCUUAAAGGGAUAGACACUAAGUUAUAUGAUUUGGUUUGUAUAUCACCAAGAAAUCACAUGGUCUUUACCCCUUUGCUUGCAUCUACUUGCGUUGGAACAUUGGAAUUUCGAUCAGUUGCUGAACCAGUUAGUCAGAUACAGAAAGCAUUGGCUAAGGAUCCAAAUUCAUAUUUCUUCCUAGCAUCCUGCUCUGGUGUUGACACUGAUAAACACGAAGUGUACUGUGAAACUGUUGGCGAUGAAGGAGUCCCUCAUGAGCCUUAUCGAUUUAAAGUUGCAUAUGACAAGCUUGUAAUUGCAUCUGGAGCUGAUCCGUUGACCUUUGGCAUAAAGGGGGUAAGGGAAAAUGCAUUUUUCCUUCGUGAAGUAUAUCAUGCCCAAGAAAUCAGGAAGAAGCUUCUUUUGAACUUGAUGCUCUCAGAAAAUCCAGGCAUUUCAGAAGAAGAGAAAGAGCGCUUGUUGCACUGUGUUGUUGUUGGAGGUGGCCCUACAGGGGUUGAAUUCAGCGGGGAACUAAGUGAUUUUAUCAUGAGAGAUGUACGUCAACGUUAUGCUCAUGUCAAAAACUACAUUCGCGUAACCCUCAUUGAGGCUAAUGAGAUCUUGUCUUCAUUUGAUGUUGGAUUGCGACAAUAUGCCACAAAGCAUUUGACUAAGGUUGGCGUCCGCCUUGUUCGAGGUGUUGUAAAAGAAGUACAUCCACAUAAAAUAGUUCUCAGUGAUGGAAGUGAUGUCCCAUAUGGCCUUCUCGUUUGGUCUACUGGAGUUGGUCCUUCUGAAUUUGUUAGAUCACUAAAUGUUCCUAAAUCUCCUGGUGGAAGGGUUGGAGUCGAUGAAUGGUUGCGAGUUCCUUCUGUAGAAGAUGUGUUUGCACUGGGAGAUUGUGCUGGUUUUCUUGAACACACUGGAAAGCCGGUGCUUCCGGCCCUUGCUCAGGUUGCUGAAAGGCAAGGGAAGUACCUUGUUGGAUUGUUCAACAACAUUGGGAAACAGAAUGGAGGCAAAGCUCUCGCUGCCAAAGAAAUCUCUCUAGGAGAUCCAUUUGUCUAUAAGCAUCUUGGAAGCAUGGCAUCUGUGGGGCGUUACAAAGCCCUUGUUGAUCUCCGCCAAUCUAAGGAUGAAAAAGGCAUCUCAUUAGCAGGCUUCGUAAGCUGGUUUAUUUGGCGCUCUGCAUAUCUGACUCGAGUUAUCAGCUGGAGGAACAGGAUAUAUGUGGCUAUGAACUGGGCGACAACGUUAGUCUUUGGCAGAGACAAUACUAGGAUUGGAUAAAACUAGCACUUGUUGCAGGAUUCAUGUUUCAGAUCCACUUUUUGAACACUUGAUAAACUACUUAAGUGUGUCAAGUGUGAGCAUAUUUGAAGCUCCAAAAUGCUAAAUGCAGAUAGAAGAGAUCAAAUACGGGAAUAAGAAGCAAGAUCGACUUUGUUUCUUUAAUCAUUUUGUGUGUACACUUUUCUAGUGAUUCAUGAGAUAUCAAAUUACUAAUCCUAAUGUAUAUAAGAUAAGCCCCUUGAGUUUUUACUCAUUUCCCGUACAUUAAGUAUAAUUAGUACUAUGUGAUUUUACUAAAUAUUAAGUGAAAAACAUCUCAAGUUACUUUUUUAUUCCCAAA